UAACCUUACCCUCAUAGUAUGAUGGGGGGAGUGGCCCUGGACCUGCCUCCGCGCUGACCUGGGCCCUCGUAAAAUGCUGGGCGGGAACAGCCCUAAAACUGAUCAGCACUCUAAUUUGAACCCUGGUGGUGGGGAUGGCGGGGGGCGUCCCUGAUCUAGCCCACACUCUAACCCUAGAUCGAGGGGCGGGAAUUGGUCCUGAACUCACCCACACUUUAACUUUAACCCUCGUAGGAGGGCAUUUUUAACUUUAACCUGGGUGAAAGGGGAGGACAGGAGGUAGCCCUGGGGGUGAUUGACACUCUAAUUUUAGUCUGGGUAAGAGAUAGGGGAGGAACAACCCUAAACAUUAUUAAAAAGAAAGGGCAGGGAAGGGUCCUUAGGCGGUGUGGGGAGAGGAUUAGUGUAAGCCAGGAUGGCUUGGUGGUAGAGUGAUGGCCUUUGGUGUAGGGGACCGGGGUUCGAGUCCCGCUCGGUGCAGGUUUUCUUGGGGGCUGGUCAGUUGAUCCGCUGGUGGUUGGGUCCGAAGGUGAUAAAAAGAACGAGGUGGUAUCAAUACGGGCAGAAUCGAGCGAAGGGACCGGUUGUUUGAUGGUAACCUUUAUGGUCUUGGGUUGCGGAGUCGCCACGGGCGAGGUGACUGGGGCAUUAACCCUAAUAGGAUGAGGGGCAGGAAUAGCCCUGAACUUAACCCCACCCUAAACUUAACCCUUAUGGGAUGAUGGGCGGGGAUAGCCCUGAGCUUACCUCCACCCUGACCUUAACCCUCAUGGGAUGGUGGGCAGGAAUAGCCCUGAACCUACCUCCGCCCUGACCUUAACCCUCAUAGGAUGAUGGGCAGGAAAUAGCCCUAAGCUGAUCAGCGCUCUGGUUUGAACCCUGGUGGUUUUGAACUGACCCACACUCUAACCCUAGAUUGAAGGGCGGGGAUUGGUCCUGAACUCACCCACACCUUAACCCUCAUAGGAGGUCUUCUUAAUUUUAACCUGGAUAAAGGCGAGGACAGGAGGUACCCCUGGGGGUGAUUGACACUCUAAUUGUAGUCUGGGUAAGAGAUAGGGGAGGAAACAACCCCUAAAAGUUAUUGGUCUCUAGGCGGUGCUGGGAGAAGAUUCGUGUAAGCCCGGAUGGCUUGGUGGUAGAGUGAUGGCCUUUGGUGUAGGGGACCGGGGUUUGAGUCCCGCUCGGUGCAGGUUUUCUUGGGGGCUGGUCAGUUGAUCCGCUGGUGGUUGGGUCCGAAGGUGAUAAAAAGAACGAAAUGACGGGAGAGUUGGGCGAAAGGAGGUGGUUUCGCGAGGAUCUUUAUUGUCCCGGGUUAGGGAGUCACCACGAACGAGGUGACCGGGGUAAUGUAAAAGCAGGUGCAGAAAAGGUACAAGGGAUAGCAACGGCGGAAAAUUCGAGAGGAACGACUAUCCUGGACCGGCGACUAGUCGACUUCAAGCUUAAAGCGUCAUGGCAGAACAUUGAAGUCGACUAAUCAAUUAGUCUGUGCAACCCCUACAUUACAGACGUGAUGUGUGCGUCCGUCUGCUCUUUAAAUUCAGCUGCACGGAUGCAGACGCUCACAUCUGCAGGACCCAGUGCUCUGACAGCCUACCGCUGACUUUCCACUGAGAGAUCAGUCAGAGCCAUGUACAGAUCUGAGCAAACAGCGAGACUUCUCCUGAUAAUGUGUGUGUGGGGAAUCUUCCCUCCGCCGGCAGAGCAGUUACCUGUUCGAGAGGGUGUCAAUCUGCUGCUGUAUCCGGUAUCGGUGAUGGGGCCGUACGGAUCUCACACGGCUCUGAAACCAGUGACUGGGACUGAGCAGAUCACACAACGCAGCCAAAAUCCACAGGCAAACCACAGCAAGAUCAGCCCUCAAAGUGUGUCCAAACCUUUACAUGCGAACAGUGCAUUUCUGCAGCCGGACCCUGUCCAUGGCCCUGACCUUCACACUGUCCCAUCUGUGCCUUUGGUUAUGCAGGAGCAGAUGUCAAGUUUCAUACCUAUAAAAAACAUCGCUCAGCAGGUCUAUUUAUUUGUCCAGCAGGCUGUAAUUUCAGAUUCAGGUAGUUCAGAGGAAGGAGCUGCUGCUCAGGUGAUUUAUAUGGUUCCUGUCAGUGUGGAUUCACCCAAUAUGAGUGUGAUGGAGGGCACCAUGCCCAAUCCCGACCCAGGACACCUGCAGGUUCCGGCCAGCACCCCUGCUGUGGCCACUGCGGCACGGCUGGACGCUCAGGGACAGCUGGGGAAAACUGUGGCGACAGAAAGAGCCAUGCAGACACGCUCUGGGAGAGAAAGGCCUCUGACCACAAGCACUCCACAGGAAACACACCAGCUGAUCAGAAAAUGAAAGCCCAUUCACUGAUGCUUGGAAAUUGUAGUGUGCAGAACUGUAAAAUAACGUGUUUCAGCCCAAAAACAGCUCUAUAUUUAAUGUGGUGUUUUUAUUCAGUGAGCACAUUUAUUAGUUUCAGCUUAAUCUAUACAAUGAAUAUUAGUUUUCUUUUAAGCCCCAAAUCACAUCAUAUUUAAUUCUCUUCACUGUGACUGUAGUUCAGAAGUGUUCCCAACAAUCAUCACAGUUUUAAAUUCUACUUCUACUUUUAUACUUUGGAUAUCAAAAACUAACAAGUAACAAAGAAACACUGAGUGUUGAUUUAUUUAAGGCAACAGAGGAGGUGAAUUUUUUCGGAUCACACAACGAGACGCUACCAGAUAAACAAGAGAAUGAGCGUCGCAUGUCGACUGAAUUAUGCUUAUCAUGUUUCUGUUGUUUGCCUUUGAAUAACUCUGCAGUAAGAUUGAACAUCUGAUUGUUGUUUUCAGGAUGUGAAUUACUGUGAGAACUUGGCAUUUCCUCUUGGUGUGUGACCUUUGACCUCAGUAUCAUUUCCAUUCAGUGGAUAGUUUAUUUACAUUAAAGUCUGGUGCCGUC
Carassius auratus (goldfish) is the source of this 2923-nucleotide messenger RNA. RefSeq lists its product as uncharacterized. The transcript is spliced from 9 exons. The record is from RefSeq and is a predicted model, not a curated record. NCBI's taxonomy places the organism in Eukaryota, Metazoa, Chordata, Actinopteri, Cypriniformes, Cyprinidae. Bases 1634 to 2338 code for a protein of 234 amino acids.